This is a messenger RNA of Morus notabilis, 2193 nucleotides long. Its product is annotated as dihydrolipoyllysine-residue acetyltransferase component 2 of pyruvate dehydrogenase complex, mitochondrial. Gene Ontology annotation, biological process: pyruvate decarboxylation to acetyl-CoA. Gene Ontology annotation, molecular function: dihydrolipoyllysine-residue acetyltransferase activity. The transcript is spliced from 19 exons. Gene Ontology annotation, cellular component: pyruvate dehydrogenase complex. NCBI's taxonomy places the organism in Eukaryota, Viridiplantae, Streptophyta, Magnoliopsida, Rosales, Moraceae. The record is from RefSeq and is a predicted model, not a curated record. The coding region runs from base 212 to 1870 and encodes 552 amino acids.
CGAAAAAGGAAAAAAAAACAAAUUAUAAAAGAAAAAAAUAAGAAAAAGGAAAAGAAGAACAAAGUCUGCGCGAUCUGAGUUCUGUGAUUCUGUACCGAUCACUGAACCCUAGAAGUUCAAAACUCCUUCUCGUCAAACCAAACGAACCUCCUUUUUUUAUUAUUUUUUCAUUUUCUCUGGGAUAUCGUUUUGAUCGGUGCAAUUGGGAAAAAUGGCAUACGCAUCCCGUAUUAUCAAUCAAUCAAAAAAGCAGUUAAGAAGUGCUCCAAACUUGCUGAGACAUGAGAAUGCUCUCCUGGUUCGUUGGUUUUCUUUCAGUGGCCAACCCUCUGUUGGUAAGAGGGAUGAGAUAUGGAGGAUUCGUGGCCAUGGCUAUGUGCCUACGGAAGGAGAGGGACUUACUAAGUCUUUCAUUAGUAGCACUAAGUCAUUGUCUGGUACACAUAAAAGGAAUGUCUCAACAACAACAGUGAAAGUGGGAAAUUCAAUUGCUGGGUUGGAAUUAAACAAAUGGCUUUCGUGUUCGCAGGUUCCAUUAAGGAGAGGCUUUUCGUCUGAUGCAGGCCUUCCUCCUCACCAAGGGAUAGGAAUGCCAUCUCUUUCACCUACAAUGACAGAGGGUAAUAUUGCAAGGUGGUUGAAAAAGGAGGGUGAAAAGGUUUCUCCUGGUGAAGUCCUUUGUGAAGUUGAAACUGAUAAAGCUACAGUUGAGAUGGAAUGCAUGGAGGAAGGCUAUCUUGCCAAAAUUAUUUGUGGAGAUGGGGCCAAAGAAAUCAAAGUUGGCGAGCUCAUCGCUAUAACUGUUGAAGAUGAGGAGGAUAUUGCAAAAUUCAAAGACUACACCCCAUCAUCAUCAGAUGGUGGUGCUGCUGCAGAUAAGGUGCCAUCUGCUUCCCCUCCGCCCCAGAAAGAGGUGGUUAAAGAACCAGCUACUCCUCCGGAGCCAAAAGUUUCAAAGCCCAGCGCACCUCCUGCUUCUGAAGAUCGCAUUUUUGCUAGUCCUCUUGCAAGAAAUUUGGCUGAAGAAAACAAUGUGCCACUCUCAAGUAUUAAAGGAACAGGUCCAGAUGGACGCAUUGUGAAGGCUGAUAUUGAAGAUUACUUAGCUUCUCGCAGCAAGGAAGCUCCUGCAGCAGCUGCCAAGGCUAAGCAUGCAGCACCUGAGGCUUUAGAUUACACUGACAUCCAUAUUUCUCAGAUACGAAAGAUCACAGCUUCGCGGUUGUUAUUCUCAAAGCAAACAAUUCCACAUUAUUAUUUGACAGUAGACUCAUGUGUCGACAAACUUUUGGAUUUACGAGGCCAGCUUAAUGCAUUGCAAGAAGCAUCUGGCCGGAAGCGGAUAUCUGUUAAUGACCUUGUAAUAAAGGCUGCUGCUUUGGCUCUUAGAAAAGUUCCUCAGUGCAAUAGUUCAUGGACUGAUGAAUAUAUCCGCCAGUAUCACAACGUGAAUAUUAAUGUCGCAGUGCAGACAGAUAAUGGACUUUUUGUUCCUGUUGUCCGGGAUGCAGAUAAGAAAGGCCUGUCCAGGAUAGCAGACGAGGUCAAGCAGUUGGCCCAAAAAGCGAAAGAAGGAAGCUUAAAACCUGAGGACUAUGAGGGAGGCACAUUUACAGUGUCGAAUUUGGGAGGUCCCUUUGGUGUUAAGCAAUUUUGCGCCAUCAUCAACCCUCCCCAAUCAGGCAUUCUUGCAAUCGGAUCCGCUGAGAAGAGGGUUGUGCCUAGUUCCGGACCUGAGCAAUAUAAGUUUGCUUCCUUCAUGUCUGCAACACUAAGUUGUGAUCAUCGUGUUAUUGAUGGCGCAAUUGGUGCAGAAUGGUUGAAAGCGUUCAAAGGCUACAUUGAGAAUCCGGAGUCAAUGUUGCUCUAAAUUUAUGGUUCGCGAUCCACUCUUCAAAUAAGUCGUUUUUGUUGCUCUUGCUGCUUGGAUUAACGAGGGAUUUGAAUGAAAGUCCCAAUUAUUCAUAUCUGAGUUCCAAUUGAGAUUUUAACUGAUUACAUCGCGGAUGAUAGUUAUUCCGUUUGUAUUCUCUAUUCAGAGCUUUUGGAAUAAAAAAAAAAAGGGGUUUAUCGAGGCUUUGAAUUUUGCUCAUGUAGAGUGCGGAACCCCCCUGUAUAUGAGGAGAUACUUGUUUUGUCCCGUUCUUCCUCUCGUAUUAAUGUGAAUAUUUGGAAAAUUUUGCUUUCUGAUAA